GAAGCUGUUGUCAACGGAAGUAGAUCGAGUGAUAGUCGGUCUCCGUUGAUCGAGUGCACCUUACAAGCCACAUUUAGGGGCGCUGCACUUGACAGAGGUUCAGGGAUUUCUUCAGCUCUCCACCUUUUGCUUUAGGACAGGCUUCCAGCUAUGUCUGCUGUGGUGGAUCUAAAGACUAAGGAGGAGAAAGAUGCAGAGCUGGACAAAAGAAUUGAAGCUCUAAGGAAGAAGAAUGAAGCUUUGGUCAAGAGAUAUCAGGAAAUACAGGAAGAUAAGAAAAAGGCUGAACAGGAGGGCAUCGCUGUGACGACAACUCGCAAAGCCCGCCCUCAUGAGCCUGAGUCUGAACGGAGAAAGACGGAAAAGGAAAGCUUCACAGUGACCGUUGACUUGUCCAAACCUGCUGGGGAAAAGCGUGUUGUGAAUGACAGGAAACCAGCUGCUCAUCGUGGUGACCAGGGCCCAGAAGAAGAAGAGUCUGGUCAGCUUCAUGGUGAGAGCCCCCCCCACAGAACCGGAUCGGGUCGGAUGAGCAGAGGUGGCCACCGCGGUGGAAGAAGAGAGCCUCGUUCAAACAAAGGCGAACUAUGGUCAGAAAGGCAGCCUCAGGAUGAUGAAGGUGGAGAGGGUCCAGCUCGAAGUGAACGCUCCUCUAGAGGAGGGCGGAGGGGAGGAAGAGGUGGAGGUGGAGGUGGAACUCAAGGAGGAUCAGGCCCGGACAGGAAAUCAAAGGAGUGGGAGGAAAAAAGAAGACAGAACAUAGAGAAGAUGAAUGAAGAAAUGGAAAAGAUUGCUGAAUAUGAGAGAGGUCAAAGGGCUGAUGGAGAGAAGAAACCCAUCAGAAACUUCCUUGAUGACCCACGGCGUAGUGGGCCCAUACAAGAAACUGACCGCAAGGAGGGAAGCCGACGACAUGUGCGCAAUUGGGGUGGUGUUGACUUUGACAAUGUGAAGACUGGUGCAGAGGUUGAGAAAGAAUGGACGAAUCGUAGGCCAAGCGGUAGAGGCUCAGUGGAUAUGACUCUGUCCAUGACUGGUCGAGAAAGAGCCGAAUAUCUCCACUGGAAAAAGGAGCGAGAGCAGAUUGACGAAGAACGGCUGGCUCGUCACCGUAAUGCCACUGGCCAGUGGAGACGAGAGUGGGAUGCCCAGAAAACAGAUACGAUGUUCAAGGAGGACCCAGCUGUGGCUGGAGAGGGCACACAAGAACAAAGCAACAGGAGAGCAGCUAGGGGGCGCAAUGCCCAUGUACAGCAACGCAGUGGACCUUCAGAAGACAACAAGAGGCCACCUAAGGCACCAACCAUUGGGGACUUCUUGGGACAGGGCAAACCCAGACAAGGAGGCCGUGGACGAGGCAGGGGUCGCGGUCAAGGCAAAAGCUACAGCAUGCAUGAUAACCGGUGGGAAGGAGAAAAUGAAGAGGAGAAAGGAAGAAAGGAGGAGCAAGAGAAGGAAAAGGAGAAGGAUGAAGAGAAGGUCAAAGAGAAGGAAGAUGAGAACAAGGAUGACAACCUCAAGGCUCCGUUGUCAGAGAAGAAGACUGAUGAAGAAGGCCUUGCUGAAGAAGAUGAUGAUGAGUGGGAGGAUGCUAGCGAUGGUGAAGAGGAAGAUGCGGAAGAGGAUGAAAAAGCGGAUGGCGGGGAAGACUCAAAAGAUGCUAAACCAACAGAAAAGACCCCUUUAUCUCCUGCACCUUCUACUCCCAGCCCAAAAGGACAACGUACCCCAAGACCCAAAGUCCACAUCCCUUCCCCACAGGAGACGCUCAGUACACCAGAGGGACCUAAACCCCUCAGCCCUUUCUCCCCACUGGACAGCCACCAGCCAGUAUCAGACUGGGGUGAAGAAAUGGAGAUGCUUUCUCCUAAGAGCAGUCUGGGUGAGAGCCCUCUGAGGCCCAGCAGCACUGAAAGCAGUCCAGCUCAACCCAAGAGCAACCCGGCUGAACCUAACAUGACGACCACCCCCAGCCAGCCAGAAGAACCAGAAAUCAAAGAAAUUACAUCUACAGUGGUGGUGUCAGCUUCCUGUGAAACCCCAAAGGAGCCUGUACCAGCUGAAUCUGCCGACACAACCACCUCGAGCAGCCAUGACACAGCAGAUCCCGUAGUGGCGCCCACCCCAGACAGCGCCAACCUGAGCAAGGAAAGCGACGCCCCUGUUGUAGAGCCGGAUCAGAGUCAGCCUGAAACGAAGGUUGUGGAGGAUAUGGCAGUGGAUUCUUCAGAUCAGCCGUCCUCAGGUGCUGUUCUUAUUACCAGCUUUGAGACUGUGGCUUUUCGAAAGAGGUCCCUUACUUCAGCUGACUUCUAACAACUAACCAACGUCCUCCCCUUUUCUCCGCGCACUUCAGUCUUUCUGGUCUCUCUGUCUCUCCCUCCCUGUUCACUACACUACUCAUGUCUCCUUUAUGUUCCCGUGUCCAUCUGUCUCAUGGCAUGAGAUGGCAUCUGCUAUCGGGCUUGUCUCUAUCGUCUUUGACAAAUGGGAAUGCAGCUCCUCAGGCUAUGACAGUCCUCCCCUGCUCUGGGACUGACUGCUUCUGUCUGCAGCUUCACUGGCUGGCUGUGAUUCUCCACUGUGAACCUUGCACACCUCCUCCAGCACAACUAAUAUCCCACGUUUACUGUGCUCCUGGAACCCCCUCAUUGUCGUUUAUGCACCUCUUUGAUUUCACACCUUUCCCUGGAUGACAUGUUUGGAUAUGGGUUUUGGCUUUUCCCCCUUUCAUGCAUGUCACAAACUGCUUGAGCAAAUAAGUGUUGUUUUGAUUUUUGUUCCAUUUUUGUUCCAUUUUGAGUGUGUGGACCGCAAACGUCACUGAACGUGAUCUAUAACUUCAUCCCAACAGGAUCCCAUUUAAAUGCUGUUUAGGAUCAUAAUCAUUUAGGGGAAAUCUGUUUGGCUUUUCUCCCACAGCAGCUUCCAGAGAUGAAUUACACAGGGUAAACCUAAUGUGGUUCCUGAGACUGUAUGGCAUCUUAUUAGAUUUCAUCUCAUUUUAAUCUUCAUCAUGUAUGAAAUGUUUAUCAAGCCACACAGAAUGAAUGUACACCAGAGUUCAGAUAGCUAUGUUUCCAUCCACCUUUUUUUAAUGUGCAUUUUGUAAUAUCACAUGAAAAAACACUGGAUGGAAAUGCUAAGAUUUGCAUAAAUUAAAAAAAUGUGCUUAAAAAAGACUUAUGUGCACAAUUGAGUAGAAUAAACUUUUUAUCCACUAAAAGAUGUGCAUAAACUAUAAUGGAACGCGUUUAACAUCAAAAAAGUUGUGUGAGUUUGCACAAUUGGACAAGAUAACUUGACUAGCCUGCAGACAGAUCUCAUUCCACAGCAUCUGAAACAUUUUUUAAAUGUCAUCAAAGAAAGUCUGUAUAAUUGUCUUACACAACUGCGUUCCCAAUCAGCAGGCAUCCACCUCCGAAAGCAAUGACAACAUUUAUUGUUUCAUCUGCUUGCUUUGAGGCGCAAGUUAUUAUUCUAUUUAUGGCUUCUCCUACUUUUCUGAUUGAUAUUUAGUGCCAGUUUAUCAGGAAGUGAUGAUUUUAUUCUCUUUGACUCAUUGGAUGGAAACGGUGCUUUAUUUGCAAAUGUUUUGUUCCAGUUUUGUGCAUAAGUCAAAUUCGCAUCUUUGGAUGGAAACAUAGCUGAUACAUAGCUGAAACAUAAUGAGGGUAGUUUUUGCAAAUAAAACCCAUUGUUUAUUCACAUAGACUAAAAAAAAGGCCCUCUGAAAUGAUCAGGGUUUCUGCAGUUUUAGAAAACCUGGAAAUAUCAGGAAAUGUAAAAAAAAAAAAUCAUGGAAAUGUUUCCGUAAUCUUCUAGUUAUGCAAUGAUUAAAAGGAUUUCAUCAGCUAGAGUUAAGUCUUUUUACAAAUUUUUAAUAAAAGAUUUGUCCCGUGAUGUGUUUGGAUGGGUAUAUGGUGGCUUAAAUAAUCCACUGUAAUAUCAGUACAAUAAUUUUUAAGAUUCCUUAUCCAGUGAACAACUGGAAAUGUUAUAGAAAUUCUUUGAUUAAAAGAAAUGGGAACCCAGUGUCUCAUUCGGCUACAAAGCAAAGGAAAAUCUAAACAAAAAAAAGCCUAGCCAAACAUUAUAAAAAGAAAAAUGAAAUUGGUGGCCUUUAUCCUCAUCAUUUAGUUUUUUUCUAAAGUCUGAAAUUUGAAUUCUCUCCCUUUUUUUUUUUUAUUGCCCUUUUGAGGUGCGGUCACAUUCACCGUUCAGCAAAUUUUCGCAGGCAAAUCCAGUAAUUUCAGUAGGAAUCCAUGCAAUCUGGAAUUUAAUUUGAAGGCAAGGUAUUUCCCCACAAAUUGCACAAUGGGUUUAAGUUGGUCAUCCAAAUUUGCCAUGUUGACCAAAGCAUGCUGCUUGAUUUGAUUUGAGAAAAUAGCUUUAGUGUGCGUGUUUCAUCAUACAUCACUGCACUGUUGACAACAGACAAUGGACCUUUAGUUCCUGUGAAAUUUUGCCGAAAUAUCACUGAUGUGACUGCACCUUAUUCUGUACAAAGUAUUCUGUCGCUGUAGGAUUUUUACUUAUACAAGUGAUGAAUUUGUAGUUUAUACUGUUGACAUUUGGCAUGAUGCUGGAAUGGCGAAUAAAUGUUGUGCUGCUUGUUA
Carassius auratus (goldfish) is the source of this 4619-nucleotide messenger RNA. Its product is annotated as coiled-coil domain-containing protein 9-like. The record is from RefSeq and is a predicted model, not a curated record. Bases 151 to 2316 code for a protein of 721 amino acids. The transcript is spliced from 15 exons. NCBI's taxonomy places the organism in Eukaryota, Metazoa, Chordata, Actinopteri, Cypriniformes, Cyprinidae.